UUAUUUGUUUUUAUCGUGUUUAUUCACUCUUAUUAUUCUUAUUCCUGUUGGGAUUAUUAUUAAUUACCUUUCUUUCUUUCUUUCUUUCUUUUUCGCGGAUCUUCUUCUUCUUCCAAUCCCCAAUUCUUAUUCAGUCGGGUUGUUGUUUGAGGCAUUCCAAUUCCCAUGUCGGCUGCUGUUAAUAAUCCCUUCUUGUUCUCCAGCGUCGGGCGGUAUCUCUUGAGAGUUUCGUAUGAUUGAUAAAAGGCUAAUCGUUUGAUCCCAGUAUUUCUUCCCUUUUACCCUUUGGUCUCUCGGUGUUUCCUUGAUCUGGGAAACCCUAAUUCGCCGAUUUUUUGUCGAAUUGGUUCGGGAUGGAUUCGAAUUCCGACGGGGAAGAUGAGCAGCAGCACCACCGGAAGCCCAACAACAAGGGCUCCGGCGGGGAGGGGCAGGGCAAGCCGAAGCGUCAGAUGAAGACGCCUUUCCAACUCGAAACCCUCGAGAAAGCUUAUGCCUCGGAAACAUACCCAACUGAGGCGACGAGGGUGGAGUUGUCUGAGAAAUUAGGCCUGACGGACAGGCAAUUGCAGAUGUGGUUUUGCCAUAGGAGGUUGAAAGACAGAAAAGAGGAGAAGAAAGAAGAAAGAAAGGACGUCACCCCUGCAAAGAAACCACGAAAAGCUCCACCUCCCUUGCCCGACUCACCUGUCGAGGAACUCAAGCGUGCAGUUUCUGAUCCUGGGAGUGACUAUGGGUCUGGCUCAGGUUCUGGUUCCAGCCCGUAUAUGGAUUCAAGGAAAAUGGUUGUGGCUGAUGUGCCAUUGGGGAGGGGGUACUUCGAACCAUCUCCUCAGUCAGCAAUGGAGCGUAGAGCCAUUGCAUGCGUGGAGGCACAAUUGGGGGAGCCUCUGAGGGAGGAUGGUCCUAUUCUAGGAGUCGAGUUUGAUCCAUUGCCACCUGAUGCCUUUGGAGCCCCAAUUGCGGCUGUGGUGGAACAGCAGAAGCGGUACCCUUAUGAUGGAAAGAUGCUUCAAAAGCGUGAGGGGAAAUCAAAAAAGAUAGUAACUGUGUGCAAACAGUUUUCUGUUGCCAGUCCUUACCAACUUAAAUUGCCAUUUCAGGCCUCUUCAAGGCCUCUUCAUGAGUAUCAGUUUGUCCAGGAUCAGCCCAGCAUAAGAGCUGACACAUAUGGACAAGUUGCCCAGCAUUCUUACCAUGAUCUGCCAGCUGAUACUCUUAGGGGAAGAACUUCACCAUUUGUACGUGGAGAUGAACAUUUGCCCAGGGUUCAUGGUGUCCAAACUCCAGUGUCACGUGUACGUCUCUUAUCUCCACAGGAAAACAAGGGUCAUCUUCCAUCAACUCAUUGGGAUGAUGAUUAUCUUUUGAGAUCAGAACCUUUCCCAAACCAUAGAAUAAAAUCUGAGUCUACCAGUCACCAUAUGGCAGCACCAGAAAGUACACACAUGUUCCAUGAUACUGAUGUCUUCCAGAGUGAAGCAGAUCUGCGUACAGAGAAGAAACGCAAAAUAAAGAGUGAAGAUGCUAGACUUUCCAGGGAAGCUGAGGCGAAUGAGAUUCGAAUGCGCAGAGAGCUUGAGAAACAAGAAAUUAUGAGACGCAAGAAUGAAGAGCGAACUAAGAAAGAAAAGGAGAGGCAAGACCGUGAAAGAAAGAAGGAGGAAGAGAGGUUAAUGCGCGAAAGACAACGCGAGGAGGAGAAGUCACUGCGAGAACAAAAACGCGAGCUGGAAAGGAGGGAGAAGAUGCUGCAAAAAGAGAAUUUAAGGGCUGAGAAGCAGAGGCAGAAAGAAGAGUUAAGGAAAGAGAGAGAGGAAGUUAGACGUAAAGCUGCUAUUGAGAAAGCAACUGCACGGAGGAUUGCCAAAGAGUCUUUGGAUCUUAUUGAGGAUGAACAGUUGGAGCUCAUGGAAUUGGCUGCUGCAAGCAAAGGGUUACCCUCAGUAGUUCACCUAGACUAUGAUACGUUGCAAAACCUUGAUGCAUUCAGAGAUUCCUUAUGUACAUUCCCAUCAGAGUCGAUACAGUUGAAAAAACCAUUCAGCUUUCUGCCUUGGGUAGAUUCAGAAGAUAAUGUUGGAAACCUUCUGAUGGUCUGGAGGUUCUGCAUUACUUUUGCUGAUGUCCUGGGGUUAUGGCCAUUUACCCUUAACGAAUUUAUUCAAGCAUUUCAUGACCAUGAUUCAAGAUUGCUGGGUGAGAUACAUGUUGCUCUUAUGAAAUUAAUCAUCAAAGACAUAGAAGAUGUUGCAAGGACGCCAACCGGAUUGGGGACAAACCAGUAUUCUGUAGCUAAUCCUGAAGGUGGACACCCGCAGAUUGUUGAAGGGGCAUACAUGUGGGGCUUUGACAUACGCAAGUGGCAGCAACUAUUGAAUCCAUUGUCAUGGCCUGAAAUAUUUCGGCAAUUGGCUUUAUCUGCAGGAUUUGGCCCACAGGUGAAGAAAACAAAUGCAGCAUGGCCACACGCGAAGGACGAGAUCAAAGGUUGUGAAGAAACAGUUUCAACAUUACGUAAUGGAUUGGCAGCUGAAAAUGCUUUUGCCUUGAUGCGAGAGAAGGGUUUAUUAAAUCCACGGAAAUCUAGGCACAGACUUACACCUGGCACUGUCAAGUUCGCUGCUUUUCAUGUCCUUUCACUUGAAGGAAGUGAGGGACUAAAUGUCCUAGAACUUGCAGAUAAGAUUCAGAAAUCUGGGCUUCGGGACCUUUCAACAAGCAGAACUCCCGAGGCAUCCAUAUCUGUUGCUUUAACAAGGGAUCAGAAGCUUUUUGAAAGGGUCGCUCCUUCCACAUAUUGUGUGCGCUCCCCUUACAGAAAGGAUCCUGCAGAUGGCGAGGAGAUAAUUGCCACAGCCAGAAAGAAAAUCCAAGUAUUUGAAAACGGGUUCUUAGGCGGAGAAGAAGACCCUGAUGAGGUUGCUGAUGAAGUUGAUAGAGACGAUGACUCUGAGGUUGAAGUUGAUGAGGAUCCCGAAGUCGAUGAUCUGCCUAUUACUACAUUGAGCCCUAACAGACAUGUCGAGCAAGCCAACGGAGUCGUCAACUCUCUCUUGGGGAGUGAGAUUGAUGAUGAACAAGAAAAUGCUUUGUUGGAAAUUGGGAAUGAUACUUAUACACGUGCUGGGUCUCCUUCAUUAUUCUUGAAAACUGAAUCCGAAAAUGAACUUUCACCAUUCCCUCUCAAUAAUUUUUCCAGAGACCUGAGUACUGCUGGGACCACCAUGGACCAAUCUCUUAUCAGAGAAGAUGUCUUGGUUGGUAGUAAUACAAAGGAAGAGAAACCUGAGAUUGAUGAAAGCAAGUCUGGUGAAUCAUGGGUACAAGGACUUACAGAGGGAGAAUAUUCUCAUCUUUCAGUUGAAGAGCGUCUGAAUGCCCUUUUUGUUCUUGUUGGCAUUGUGAAUGAGGGUAACAUCAUACGUGCUGUUCUUGAGGACCGUUUGGAAGCUGCAAAUGCUCUUAAAAAGCAGAUGUGGGCUGAGGCACAAUUAGACAAGAGUCGUUUGAGGGAAGAUGUUAUGGGGAUGCUGGACUUGCUAUCAGGUAAAUUUGAAGGCCAAGUUAGUGGGUGUGCAACUGACAGCAUCAUCCAAAGUCCACUCCAUCAAGCUGAUGGCUUUAAGGAGGCUUCUCAAAGCAUGGUAGAAGAACAGAAGUCACUGCUUGCUUCUGAGAAUGAACUGAAUGACAAUGUUCAUGCCACAGACAGAAAUAUGGCAGUUCAGGAUCCCUCCAAUAUAGAUCACUUCCCAACUCAACAGUCUGGAUCUAGUUCCAAAAGGUUCAGAUCGCAACUGAAAGCUUAUACGGCCCACAUAGCUGAAGAGACCUAUAUAUAUAGGUCAUUGCCACUCGGUCAAGAUCGCAGACGUAAUCGUUAUUGGCUGUUUGUUGCUUCUGCUUCUCGGAGCGAUCCUUGUUCUGGCAUGAUCUUUGUGGAACUACUUAGUGGGAAAUGGAGGGUUAUUGAUUCUGAAAAGGAAUUUGAUGACAUUUUGUCAUCCUUGGAUAGUCGUGGGAUUAGGGAAUCCCAUUUGCGUAUAAUGAUGCAGAAGAUCGAAAUGUCAUUUAAAGACACUGUGAGGAAGAGCUUGUCACCCGACAAUGUUGCAUGUCCAAUCAUGGAAAGCGAAGCUUCUGAAAGAGACUCCAGUCCUAAUGGCUCACUCGGUAUUGAUAGCCCUAGCAGUUUGGUUUGUGGUUCAAACUCUGAUACACAGGAUGUUUUUUCGUUCUUCCGAAUUGAGCUUGGGAGAAAUGAAAGAGAGAAUAAGGGUGCAUUGCGGAGGUAUGAGGAUUUGCAGAUAUGGACAUGGAAAGAGUGCCUCAGUUCAACGGUGUCAUGUGCAAUGAAACAUGGCAAGAAAAGGUCUAGACAACUGUUGGAUGCCUGUGAUCUUUGUCUGGACUCGUACUUAUUUGAAGACCACCACUGUCUUUCUUGCCACCAGACAUUUGACAGUGGCAACAGGAUGUUUAGCUUUGAAGAGCAUGGAACUAUAUGCAAUGGGCGAAGGAAGCUGGACUCUAAGGAUACCCAUGCAAGUAAUUCAUCCUUGCCGUUGGGAAUCAGACUGCUCAGGGCUCUGUUAGCUACAGUUGAGGCAUCUGUCCCAGCUGAAGCUCUCGAACCAUUUUGGACCGAGAGCUGUAGAAAGACUUGGAGCAAGAAGUUGGCAAAAUCGUCUUCAAUAGAAGGACUUCUGCAGAUGCUGACAGUGUUCGAGAGUGCUAUAAAACCUGACUUCUUGUUGCCUAAUUACGAGUCUACAAAAGAAUUGCUUGGGAUAUCUAUAGCAUUCUAUGAUAAAUCCGAUCUUAGCUCAGUUCCUGUGCUUCCUUGGAUACCCAAAACCAUGGCAGCCGUGGCGCUGAGGCUUUUCGAACUCGAUGCUUCUAUUGUUUAUGUAAAACAGGCGAAGGCUGUGCCUUCCGACUACAACAACCCUGCAAACGCUGUAAUGAAGCUUCAUUCAGGGUACUCUCCAUUGAAGAACAAAGCUGUUGAACUUGCAGAACGGAAAGAAGACUACUUCAAUGGAGAAGUCGCCAUCAACCCAAGAAGCAAUAAGCGUAACAUUGCUAAACCUCGACGAAGGAACCAUGAUCAAGGACGUAGGCCCAAAGUGCAGAGAAAAACAUCUAGUCAGACAGCAAAGAGGACUAGUUCGAAGCCGGUGAGCAACUUCAACCAAGGGGUAGGAGGAUCGAGACAACAGCAUGGACGUGAGGUGAACAUUCAAGGGACAAGUCGGGGUCCACGAACAGUCCGGAAGAGGAGAGUGGAGAACGUGAUUACUGGAGACCAACUACUGCUCGGCGGUGUGUCCGGGAAUAGGGUCCCACCGCCUCCCAAGUCUGGCAGGUACGGUGGAAGUUAUGAGAUUGAGGAUGACAGGAUGGAAGUCGAUGACGCGAGUGAUGAUGACAGCAACAACAACAAUAGUGAUGCCAGCAGCUCGGAAGAGUCUGACGAUGACCAUCCGGUGGAGGAGUAUGAGCACGGAGGUUGGACCAACCGAGGGUUUGAUGAUGCAGGUCCCUCCAAUGGAUGGAAAGACGACCUGAUGGAAGAUCGCAGCCCCAAUAGUGACGAUGAAGAUCCCAGGCCCACCAUGCCUGGUAGUGAUGGAACGAGUGACGAUGAAGAAGAUCGAGACGGAGAUACUUAUGGUGAUGAUGAGGAUCCUGGGCGUGGAAAUGGGAACUCCUUUGAAUAUGCUUCAGGGGAGGAAAAUGGGAAUGGUAUUGAAGAGGAUGAUGUGCCAGUGUACCGGGAUUCUACGGAUGUAGGGAUGAGUGAUGGGUCGGACGAAGAGCAAGUGGACGAUGAUGAUAAGGUCGUCGAGAGGAACGGUGUUGAAGAAGAAGGUACCAGCGAUUCAGAUGGCUCAGAUUCUGAGGGUUAUAGCAGCGAUUAAGUGAAUUAGUGAGAAAAUUUUGCCCCCCUCGUGAGGCUGCAUUAUAGUUUUUUCCAGGUUGCAGCUGUGAUAAAAAAGAAAAUCUCAAGCGGCUCAAAUAUGGCAUACAAAUGUAGAGAGAGUAGUAGGUUUUUCCCUAGAUUUAGGUUUUUGCCCAUUUGGUAAUCAAUUGUUGUUAGUUUGUAUUCUAUUGAACGGAAAAUGGUAAUCCUCUGUUUUGAUACAUGGGAUAUUCCCAUUCUAUGGGUACUUUUCUGAACGCUGGAAAUCCACUCGUAUAAUACAAAGGGUAAUACACAAACAAGUGAACAACAUACAAAACCAAAUGUGAAGCUAAUAUGAUGAACCCAACAGCCUCUUGAUUCCAGAUUUCUGAUCAGCAUUCAACCUCGCUGGGAACUUGAUGCUAAACUUGAUCCUCAGGUUACCCCUCCUCGACGGCUCUUUCGGAAGUGGCAUUCCUUCUCCGCGGACAAUUUCCUCGUAGUCCGGGUGGAUGACAUUGUUGAUCGGAAUGCUCAGUGUUCUACCAUCUAGAGUUGUCAGGUUGAUCGUGCCGCCUGUUAAGGCCUCGGCCAGCGGGAUCUUCUUCGUCACCACCAGAUCAUUCCCAUCCCUGGUGAAAGUGCUGUGUGGCUUCUCGUCGAUUAUGAAGAUGAGAUCCGACGGAAUCAAGUUUGGUUGCUCAUUUCCCUUCUCAGGGAAAGUGAUCUUCGUCCCCUUCUUCCAUCCUGGCUUGAUGUCGAUCGUCAGGAUUUCCUCCACAGGCAGUGUCUUCCCACUAGCAUCGGCGAUUUCUCUGGAGAUCUUCAUCUUCUUAGUAGUACCUUUGUACAGUUCCUCGAGGCUGCAGGGCAAAGCCCUCUCAAUCGGAGCCGCUUUCCGAGGACCACCCGCAUUCAUCGCCGUCCGGUCGCCACCGAAUGAACCGAAAAUGUCGUCGCCGCCGAACAUCCCGCCGCCGAACGACCUGGAGCUCGUCCUCAUCCCGGCGGGACCACCACCACCGGACGAGAAUCCAAAGAAUUCGGCAAAAAUGUCGUCGGCGCUUCUCGG
Messenger RNA from Linum tenue, 6983 nucleotides. The record is from the annotation of a GenBank genome assembly. Lineage: Eukaryota; Viridiplantae; Streptophyta; Magnoliopsida; Malpighiales; Linaceae.